This is a messenger RNA of Schistocerca nitens (vagrant locust), 3179 nucleotides long. RefSeq names its product zinc finger protein 239-like. NCBI's taxonomy places the organism in Eukaryota, Metazoa, Arthropoda, Insecta, Orthoptera, Acrididae. Bases 181 to 786 code for a protein of 201 amino acids. The transcript has 9 exons. The record is from RefSeq and is a predicted model, not a curated record. Gene Ontology annotation, cellular component: nucleus.
UUAUUAAAUUAGUUGACAUGGGCAAGUACAGCAGUAUAAUAACGUUAUGGUUUGUAGUGAGGCAGACUUACUAUGAGGCUGGGGCGUAACUGUAACUAGUUUUGCCGUAACAUUUGUGAAAAAUAAGUGGCAUGUCGAAAGAAAUAUCCUGAAUUGAUCCUCCGAACAGUCACUCUGGAAAUGAUGACGACACCGGCAAGACAUGAAAGUUUUUUCUGUGAUACAACGUUCAUAAAACAAGAGCCAGUGGAAGCUGAACCACACACAUCUCCUAAGCAAGAGAUCGAGUACAUAUCUGUUAAAGAGGAGGCUCUGGUGGAAGCUGAACCACACACAUCUCCUAAGCAAGAGAUAGAGUACAUAUCUGUUAAAGAAGAAACUCUGUGUCUGCGGGAUUGGGAGGUUCCAGAGGGCCACGAUAGUGUGCGGGAUCCCUUAAGCGUCAAUAAAAAGGAAAAUUCACCUUCAGAAGAUUUUCGCACAUCUAGCACAUUAAAUAUUGAGAAAACAGAGGAUGAGGAAGAAGAGGAGAAGGCAAUGAGCAAGGACAGUGGGGAGGAAUGUUCAUCUUCAGAAGAAUUUCUUGAGCGUAGUGUGUUCCAUGCUGAGAAGACAGAGGAUGAGGAAGGUGAUCAAGCAGUGAGUGAGGAUGACUUUGAGGAGCUCAAACAUGGAGUGGAGUCAACAAGCAGUGACAGUGAACCAGAAAGUGCUGGAAGAAAAAAUCGAAGAGACUGGUAUUGUUCACUGAAUGUCAGUGGGCUACGGAACAAAAUGUUCAUAUAAUCUAAGAGAAUGUAAAAAACAAAACUAAGUGCUUUAUGGUUUUUACCCCUGUACCCACUAAGUAUGUAAGUAUGUGUUUCCACCUGGUGUGUAAAUGUAUGUAUAUUUCGAUCUUUCAGUGGUAUCUUUGCAGAUAUUUAAGAUGUGAUACACACUGAGGAGCCGAGGAAACUGCCUAAUAUCGUGUGGGGACCCCAUGAGCACGCAAAAGUGCUGCAACACGACGUGGCAUGGACUCGACUAACGUCUGAAGUAGCACUGGAGAGAAAAAAACACCAUGAAUCCCUCAGGGAUGUCCACAAAUCCGUAAGAUUACGAGGGGUGGAGAUCUCUUCUGCACAGCAAGUUGCAAAACAUCCCAGAUAUACUCAAUAAUGUUCAUGAUUGGGGAGUUUGCUGGCCAGCGCAAGUGUUUAGACUCAGAAUGUUCCUGGAGCCACUCUGUAGCAACUCUGCAGCAAUUUGAGGAAGGGUUGAACUUCAGUCACGCUGAACGAUUUUCUUCAGUCGUUGUUUGUCCUGUUCUCGAAGGAUCUUUUUUCCGGAUAUUCAUGGUACAUUCGCGAAAUGGUCAAAUGGGAAAAUCCCUACUUCAUCACUACUUCGGAGAUGAUGUGUCCCAUCGCUCGAGCGCUGACUGUAAGACCACGUUCAGCCUCAUUUAAAUCUUGAUAACCUGACAUUGUAGCAGCAGUAACCGAUCUAACAAUUUCGCCAGACACUUGUUGUCUUAUGCAGGCGUUGUCGACGGCAACGUCGUAUUUUGCCUGUUCACAUAUCUCUGUAUUCGAAUACGUGUGCAUAUACGAGUUUCUUUGGCGCUUCAGUGUAUGUCAUAAGCAUAGCACAAUAUGUUCAUAAGAGACAAAGUAAUUAGUAUCAAAAAUUAUUAACACAGUCAUAUCAUGGUAAUUGAGAGAGAGCAUACAUAGAAAAAAUAAUUGUGAUGGAUGGUUUUUUCAUUUUACCGACACUCUCUCCCUGUCUUGUGUGCGUUCUCAACAGAUGCAAACACACAGUUUCCAUGUACACAUACUUUUUCCUGAAUAUAAUUGACAGCCAGAAAAUUUGUCAUCAGAAGCAAACAUUUCAAAUAAAUUAAUAUAAUUUACUGUAUGUCCCCCUCGUCCUUUGCAAUUAAUAUGAAGCUGUUGAUAGACUUUUUUCAUAAACACGACCAAGAAAUGGAAAGAGCUACAUCAUGAAGCACCAGACUGAUAUUUAUCAAAUUUCCUGAAAUUAUUAAUCACUUCACAUGUAUUACAUGAUUAAACUUUUCCAUGGUUACCAAUUUGGGAAUUGCCCCUCUCUUAUAUUCGAUGUGUCACCAAGAUUACUGCUUGGAGGCUGGUGUGAAAGUCUUCUCAUCACAUAUAAUCGUCUUGCAGAAAUCUGCGAGUACAUUCGAUACUCUGAUCUUGAAGGUCGUGACAAAGGUUUUACCUUUCUUGGCGUGGCUUGAAACUAUUUAGCCUCCCUUUAAAAGUAUUAUCAAACCAGUCCUUGUGUCAUACCAAUUAUCUCCUUGCAUCGUGAUUCCAAGAAUUUGACAGGUAUGCAUCUCGAGAACUGCUGCUUCCUACAGCCUUUCACGAAUCGUCUGCAGAUACAUUGGUGUUGAUAUCAUCGCCAGAAACAAAAGUGAGACUGAUCGUUUAAGACCAGACAUUUUUGUUUAAGUGCCUAUUGUCUCUGGCGUUACCAUGUUAAGGUUCUGUUGUCUGUGGUCUCACGCCAGCAGUAAACGAGUCAUGGCAAAUCGAACUCUCAGUACCAAAUCAAAUGUUAGGUUGCCCUUUGUUCGGCCACUGGGUGUUACUUAUAUACUUUUUUCUAGGCAUCAUAAAUGUCCAUACAGUCUACUCUUAUUCCAUAUUCUGUUCCAUGAUUCAUCACUCAGUAUACGUUUUUAUCCACUACCCCACGAUCAAGGUGUUGUUUUUAUUGAGUCUAAGCAAAAGCGAUCAUUCUGUUUUUGGCCAAAUGGCUCUGGGUGGUUAGACACUUAAGAAAAUUGUCUAAAGCUCCCAACUAAUCUGUUAACUGGAACAGUAGAAAUGUUUGAAAUUAAUGUCUGCCACACACCAUAAGGUGGCUCGUGGAGUAUAGAUGUUAAUGUAAAUCACAAAAUAUACAUUAGAAUUAUAUAGUCCCGAACAUAAUUUCGUAUGUCAAAUGGAUCAAUGAUAGUAUUUCAUGUUUUUGUGAUGUUUGGUAUUGUAAUAACAAUACAGUCAGUGGAUUUGCCCACUUUUAGAUCCUGUGAACAUUAUCUGUAAAUUUCACGAACUUUUGAGAUCUGCAACAAUGAUUCAUACGAAAGCAAAUCAUUCUGUUCCCUCUUUCAACCCAAACAAUAAUGUUGAUUCUAGACAUUUUGCUCAUAAUUUAUA